Parascedosporium putredinis is the source of this 4206-nucleotide messenger RNA. NCBI's taxonomy places the organism in Eukaryota, Fungi, Ascomycota, Sordariomycetes, Microascales, Microascaceae. The record is from the annotation of a GenBank genome assembly.
AUGUCGUCCUCGGGCUCGGAAUGCCUGAACGACCACUCCCUCGGGCCCAAUGUCUUGGGGUGCCGGGGAGACUUUGACUUUACUCUUGCCUUUGAGAAGCUGUUCCUCUCUAUUUUGCCCGCCACCGUCUUCAUCCCGCUAUGCGCCGCGCGCCUGGCGUACCUCCUCCCGCGACCGCGCAUCGUCGGGGGCCGACUUUUCCAAAACAUAAAACUGGCCCUCGUCACCAUCUACGCCACUCUCCAACUCGCCAUCCUCAUCCUCCCUCGCCCUCCUCCCCUCUCCUACGCCGAACACUCCCGCUCCCCGCGGCCCUCCAUGCUCCUCGCCGCCUACGUCUUCCUCACCCUCCUCUUCGACAUCGCCCGCGUCCGCACCUCUUGGCUCGUCGCCCGCGACGACCACGCCUCCCGCGGCUUCGUGCUCACCCGCCUACUCACCUCCUCCAUCGCCCUCAAGGCCUUCAUCCUCUUCCUCGAAGCCCAGACCAAGCGGCGAUGGCUCAGCUGGAACGCCGCCCUCCACAGCCCCGAGGAGAUGAACGGCCUCUUCGGCCUCGGCGCCUUUGCCUGGCUCAACCGCCUCUUCCUGCGCGGCUACGGCUCCAUCCUCACCCUCCGCGACCUCUACCCCUCGACUCCACCAUGGCCGCCCGCGCCGUCUACCCCGCCCUCCAGGAACGCAUCCGCACCCACGGCUUCCACGGCAAGAAAUUCGGCCUCUUCAAAGCCGUCUGCCGCGCCCUCCUCCCCCGCGGCCGACGGCGGCGGCCCGGAGGAGACCCGCCAGCACCGCAGCAUCGGCUUCGGGCUCAUCGGCGCCGCCGUCCUCGUCUACACCGGCGUCGCCAUCACCACCGGCUUCUUCCACUACUACCGCCACCGCGUCCUCUACAUGGUCCGCGCCUGCCUCGUGUCCGCCAUCUACGACAAGACUGUCGAGUCCAAGGCCACCGCCAUCGCCGGCGACGCCGCCGCCGUCACCCUCAUGAGCACCGACAUUGACCGCAUCAUCAAGGGGUUUCAGGCCAUCCACGACGUCUGGGGCUCCGUCGUCGAGAUCGCCAUCGGCUCCUGGCUCCUGUACCGCCAGAUCGGCGCCGCCUUCGUCGCCCCCAUCGUCACCAUCGCCGUCUGCGCCUGCGGCAUCGCCUGGACCCGCGUCGGCCUCACCGCCAGCGCCCUGGCCUCCCUCAAGGGGCUCAAGAUCGCCGGCCUCGCCGACCACGUGUACGACCUCAUCAAGUCCCUGCGCGCGGCGGAAAUCGGCGCCGGAAACCAGUGGCGCAUGCUCGCCAUCUUCGGCGCCAUCUUUGGCAUCGCCCCCGGUUCCCUGGCCCCCGUCUUCACCUUUGCCGUCACCUCGCGCGAGCUCGACACCACCACCAUGUACGCCGCCAUGUCCUACAUCAUCCUCGUUGCGGGACCCCUCGGCCUGCUCUUCCAGUACCUCCCUAGCCUCGUAGCAGCCUUUGCCUGCAUGGAGCGCAUUCAGGAAUUCCUCGAGCAAGACCCGCGCGUCGACUACCGCAAGUUCGCGCUCACCUCCGGAUCCACGGCAACCUCGGCCAAGGAGCCGACGGAAAAGUCGUCUACGGUCGAAGGCGACGGCAGCCACCCCACCGCCAGCACCGAAAAGGCGCGAAUAUUAAUGGCGGAGAGGGGCCCUUCUUCCCCGCCGCUCGUAGGAUCCACCGCGACCCCCUCCAUCGUCGACCUACCGACGGUGGCCGCCAAGCUCUCCAACUGCAGCUUCGGCUGGACCGCCGACAAGAUGUCCCUCCGCAACAUCUCCACCACCAUCCGCACCGGCGAGCUCACCAUCGUCGUCGGCCCCGUCGCCUCCGGCAAAUCCACCCUCUGCCUCGCCCUCCUCGGCGAAGUACCCCAUUCCACCGGCGACCUCAAGCUCUACGCCUGCCCCGACGCCAUCGCCUACUGCGACCAGGUCCCCUUCCUCCUCAACGCCACCCUCAAGGACAACAUCGUCGGCCACGGCGAGUUCGACCAGGACAAGUACGACGCCAUCGUCGAAGCCACCAUGCUCCGUCCCGACAUCGCCCUCAUGCCCGCCGGCCACGACACCAAGGUCGGCACCAACGGCAUCAUGCUGAGCGGCGGCCAGAAGCAGCGCUUGUCCCUGGCCCGCGCCUUGUACCUUGAGUCGCCCUUUGGCAUCUUUGACGAUAUCCUGAGCGGGCUUGACGCCGACACGGAGACCCACGUCUUCAACCACGUUUUCGGCCCCGAGGGACCCGAAGGCACGCUUGUUGAAGAAGGGCGCUUUGAGGAUUUACUGGUCAACGGGUUGUACGUCGGUAACCUCGGAGUGCAACUCUCGGACUCGGACUCGGCCUCCCACAGGUCGGGGACCCACAUCAGGGACAGCACGUCGGACAUGGGCCCGCCAUCACCUAAGACCCGAGCUCACAAACAAGCCCCCACCCCCGCCAAGGAACAGGCCCUGGAACAAGACCUCAACAAAGCCCGUCAGAUGGGCGAUUGGAAAGUAUACAGACACUACUUCCAAGCCAUGAGCUGGGUCAACAUCGUCGUAGCCAUCCUCUCAGGCCUCAUCUUCGCCUUUGGCGAGGAUUUCGCUACCAUCUGGAUCGGAUACUGGGCCGAGGACCGCUUCGACCGCUCCCGCGCCUUCUACACCGGUAUCUUCGCCUUACUUCGCGGCAGCCAGCUCGUCUGCAUCCUCGCCAUCGGUCUCGCCAUUCUCAUCUCGCACGUCACUCUAUCCGGGACCAGGCUGCACAACAAUGCCCUGCGCACCGUCGUCACCGCCCCGCUCUCCUUCCUCACCAAUACCGACAUCGGGGUCGUCACCAACCUCUUUUCCCAGGACAUGACCCUCAUCGACGGCGAGCUCCCCAUGGCGCUUCUCAACAUGUGUACCGAGCCGGCUUGCGUUAUCGGCACGGCCAUAGUCAUUGCCGUGGCUACGCCCUAUCUCGCUGCUGGCUACCCCGUUCUUAUUCUAGUACUGUACUUUUUGCAAAAGUUUUAUCUUCGCACCUCUCGGCAGAUGAGAAUCCUUGAUCUCGAGGCGAAGAGUCCUCUGUACUCCCAUUUCAUCGACACCCUCAAGGGAAUCGCAACAAUUCGCGCCUUCGGGUGGACCAUCCAAAAUGUCCGCCGCAACGAGUAUCUCCUGAACGAGUCUCAGCGGCCCGCGUAUCUGCUAGUCAUGAUUCAGCAAUGGCUCUCCUUUGUCUUGCAGAUGAUUGUCGCCGGUAUUGCCAUUCUCCUGGUAUCCCUCGCGACCCAAGUAACUGCCUCGGCCACCUUCACCGGCGCCUCGCUCAUCGUGCUCAUGACCUUUGGCGAGGUUCUCACGUUUUUGAUCAUUAUUUACACGAGUCUGGAAACCUCCAUCGGAGCUGUAGCGAGGCUGAAGACCUUUAGCGACACGGUCAAGCCCGAGGACCUCCUUGGCGAAGAUAUCGAGCUUCCCGAAGAAUGGCCCUCCAGAGGCCACAUUGAAAUUAAUGACGUGUCUGCCUCUUAUGGCCCUAAGCCCCAAGAUGGUCUUACGCCCAUGUCGGAAAAGCACAGCGAGGAGGAGCCUGCUCUCGCACUAUCAGAGAUCACGAUUUCAAUUCAACCUGGAGAGAAGAUUGCCAUUUGCGGGCGUACAGGAAGUGCGCCCAAAACAUCAUCAUCGACCAAAUCCCCUCCACCGCGUUUCCCGCCCCUCCUACGGCAGCGCCUCAUCGCCGUCCCCCAGGACCCCGUCUUCCUCCCCGGCGGCAACACGAUCCGCGCCAACCUGGACCCGGCCAACGCCGCGGCAUCCGACGAAGAGCGCCUAGACGUCCUCCGCGCCGUGCAGCUCGAGGCCUUUGUCAGCGGCAUGAGCGAAGAGGGGCUCGGCGGCGAGAUGAAGGCCGAGUCGCUGAGCAGCGGGCAAAAGCAGCUCUUUAGCCUGGCUCGCGCCGUCUUGCGCAAGAGAGUGAGAGAGGGCCGCGGCGUGCGCGGAGGCGUCCUUCUCCUGGACGAGGUCAGCUCGAGCGUCGAUAAGAAGACGGACAGGUUGAUGCAGGAGGUCAUCAAGCGCGAGUUCGAGGCGUACACGAUUGUCAUGAUAUCGCACCGGCUCGAAAUCGUGAGGGACUUUUUCGACACGGUUGCCGUGUUGGACCAGGGUCGCCUCGUGGAGGUUGGAGCGCCCAACGCGCUCGUCGCCCAAGAGGAGUAG